Messenger RNA from Sphaeroforma arctica JP610, 209 nucleotides. RefSeq lists its product as hypothetical. The transcript has a single exon. NCBI's taxonomy places the organism in Eukaryota, Ichthyosporea, Ichthyophonida. The annotation marks the transcript as partial. The record is from RefSeq and is a predicted model, not a curated record.
ACCGUAUGUAUGAUGGCGAGCGUGAGUUCAAGCUGGAGGCGGACAUACGUCGCCUGCUGGCCACUGAAGACUCGGCCCGUGCCCUGGUCCGUGAUAGCUCCUUAGCCCGGACAUUCAGAAGGCACAGACGAGAACAACAGCUCGGAUGUCGAACCGUGGACCCCAUAACAACGAUACCCGAUGGGGGGACACACAGUCGAAAUGAAUGA